Molecule: messenger RNA, 5871 nt
Organism: Lates calcarifer (barramundi perch)
Lineage: Eukaryota; Metazoa; Chordata; Actinopteri; Centropomidae
Gene: pik3cd
Product: phosphatidylinositol-4,5-bisphosphate 3-kinase, catalytic subunit delta
Exons: 23
Coding region: 382-3504 (1040 amino acids)
Biological process (GO): cell migration; phosphatidylinositol 3-kinase/protein kinase B signal transduction; phosphatidylinositol-3-phosphate biosynthetic process
Cellular component (GO): phosphatidylinositol 3-kinase complex; plasma membrane; cytoplasm
Molecular function (GO): 1-phosphatidylinositol-3-kinase activity; 1-phosphatidylinositol-4-phosphate 3-kinase activity
Source: RefSeq, a predicted model, not a curated record
CGCGAAGUAAACUUUUGUUGGACGGUCCCUUGGCCCGCUGGGGGCUGGAGAGGCAGAGCGCAGCCGCUCACUCCGGGUCAGUCAGUGCAACAACAUCGCUGUAUGAAUGACGGCGCACUUGACCGACGCAGGGAAACACUUCUCCGCUUCACACGAGCCCGUUAGAGCGCGUCGUUCUGUUUUAGAGCUGGAUUUACAACACCUCGCCUCACUUCACUGAACGGAUCGAGCCGAAGCCCUUCACAGCCGCCGGAGCGAAACAUGUCACCGUGAUGUUACUGCCUCCAUCUUCGCUGUGAUAAAAAACCAUGAAGAGAUGACCGGCUUGUAGAGCUGACAGUGAGCAGCAGAGGAGCUGACGGUAAAUGAGAGGCCGUCACCAUGCCCCCGGGGAAGUAUGGGAUGCAGGAGGAAUGGGAGACGGAGGGCGUCCAGGAGAUCGUGAUGGACUUCCUGCUGCCAACUGGGAUCUUCCUCAAAUUCCCUGUGUCUCGAAAUGACACCAUCCAAAACAUCAAAAGAAUGGUUUGGAAAAAUGCCAGAAGCGAGGCCCUGUUCAGUGCACUGGGUGAUCCCGACGCAUACGUCUUCACCUGCAUCAACCAGACAGCAGAGAGGGAGGAACUGGAAGAGGAAACGAGACGUAUAAGCGAUGUGCGACCCUUCAUGGGUGUUUUGAGGCUGGUGGCAAGGGAGGGCGACCGAGUGGAGAAACUCACCAACACCCAAAUCAGCCUGCUGAUUGGCAAAGGUCUGCAUGAAUUUGAGGCCCAGAAGAACCACGAGGUGAAUGAGUUUCGGACUAAGAUGCGCACAUUUUGUGAAGAGAAGGCUCAGGAGCGGCAGAUGUUGCCUUGGCAGCAAUGGAUGGAGUACAGCUUCCCAUGUGACCUGGAGCCAUGCUGCUCUCCACCGCAGUGUGGGAACACAAAGACAAAGAACAUCAAGAAGAUUUUCAUUAACGUCAAGUUCGAGGCUUGCGAUGAAAGCUUCAUGCUGCAGCAGGAUCCUCAGGACCACCCAGUGGUUCUGAUGAGGAGCGCCCUGAAGAAAAAGGCCACUGUCUUUCGUUCAGUGCGACAGGAACCUGAGGACUACACUUUACAGGUCAAUGGGAGGUGGGAGUUCAUCUAUGGGAAGCAUCCCUUGUGCCAGUUCAAAUACAUUUUCUCAUGUUUGAGAAAUGGCCAAAACCCAUAUCUUACUAUGGUCCACCACUCCACCAUCAGCAAGUAUCAGGAGGACCAGGGCAGAAUGUGCAGCCAGGUAUACAAGAGUCGCUCUUUGUCCAGACCACCUCCACUGCCCCUGAAGAAGCAGAACACCUCCUCUCUGUGGUCCAUCAAUGAGCCUUUCUACAUUCACCUGCUGCAGGGCAGCCGAGUCAAUGCAGAUGAAGGAAUGAAGCUCGUGGUGCAGGCUGGUCUGUUCCAUGGGAGCGAGCUCCUCUGUAAGGUGGUGACAAGCUCCGAGGUGACAGUAUGCUCUGAGCCGCUGUGGGAUCAAAGGCUGGAGUUUGACAUAAACGUGGCCGACCUCCCUCGCAUGAGCCGCCUGUGCUUCGCGCUCUAUGCUGUCAUUGAGAAAACCAAGAAACCCCGCGGCACCAAAAAGAAGAAUAAGAAAGCGGAUUGUCCCAUAGCCUGGGUGAACACCAUGGUGUUUGACUACAAAGACCAGUUGAAGACUGGGGAGUUCCUCUUGUCCACAUGGCCAUCUGUUCCCGAUGACAAAAGUGACCUGUUGAACCCGAUGGGAACAGUCGAGAAGAACCCAAAUGUGGACAGUGCUGCAGGGCUUCUCAUUCGUUUCCCCAACAUCCGACCACAUCCUCUUUAUUACCCUCCGCUCGACAAGAUAAGUGACAUAGAGAGGAACGGCGAUGCAUCGAUUUCCACUAAAGAAGAGUACAUGAAACUAAAAGAAAUCAUGGACAACAAAAACUACACAGAGUUUUUCGAGGACGAGAAGGAACUCUUGUGGAAGCUCCGUGCUGAAGUUCGCGACCGUUAUCCAGAAAGUCUGUCCAAGCUGCUCCUCAUCACCAAGUGGAAUAAGCGAGAGGACGUAGUUCAGAUGGUGAGUCUACUGAGGAACUGGCCGGACCUCCCUGCCAUCCAUGCCUUGGAACUCUUAGACUACAGUUUUCCUGACCCAGCGGUCCGUUCUUUCACUAUCAGAUGCCUCAGGAAGCUCAGUGAUGGUGAACUGCUACAGUAUUUAAUCCAGCUGGUCCAAGUCUUGAAGUACGAGUCCUACCUGGAUUGUGACCUCACCACUUUCCUGUUAGAGAGGGCUUUGUCCAAUAGGAGGAUAGGACACUUUCUGUUUUGGUAUCUGAGGUCAGAGAUUCACGUGGCUUCUGUGUCUUUGCGUUUUGGCCUCAUUCUGGAGGCCUACUGCAGGGGAAAUAUCCACCACAUCAAGCUCUUAACCAAACAGAACGAGGCUCUGGGCAAAAUGAAGGCCCUGAGCGACUUUGUCAAGGGCUCCCAGAAGAUGACAGCGGAUGAUCUGAAGCUGUGUAUCAGACAGGAGUCGUACCUGGAGGCCCUGUCAGACCUGCUGUCACCACUCAACCCCAGCAUCAUCCUCGCUGAGAUCUGUGCAGACAAGUGUCGAUUUAUGGACUCCAAGAUGAAGCCGCUGUGGUUGAUGUACAAGAAUCACUUUACUCAAGGAGACAUGGUGGGCAUCAUCUUCAAGAAUGGAGAUGAUCUUCGACAAGACAUGUUGACCCUCCAGAUGAUCCAGCUCAUGGAAACUUUAUGGAAGAAAGAAGGCCUUGAUCUCAGGAUGAUCCCUUACGGCUGCCUGUCCACUGGGAAUAAGAUGGGGCUCAUCGAGGUUGUGAAGAACUCUGACACCAUUGCCAAUAUCCAGCGCAACAGCAGUAACAGUGCUGCCACCGCUGCCUUCAACAAGGAUGCCCUGCUCAACUGGCUCAAAUCUAAGAAUCCUGAGGACAAACUUGAUCAAGCAAUAGAAGAGUUCACGCUGUCCUGUGCUGGCUACUGUGUAGCUACUUACGUCUUGGGCAUCGCAGAUCGUCACAAUGACAAUAUUAUGAUCAGGGAAACUGGACAGCUGUUCCACAUUGACUUUGGGCAUAUCCUGGGCAACUUCAAGCGGAAACUAGGGAUCAACAGGGAGCGUGUGCCUUUCAUCUUGACAUAUGACUUUGUCCAUGUGAUCCAGCAGGGACGGACAAACAACAGUGAGAAGUUUGAGAGGUUCAGGGAAUACUGUGAGCGGGCCUAUAAGAUCCUGUGUCGGAACGGGACGCUGUUCGUCAACCUCUUCGCUAUGAUGAAGGCAGCAGGACUGCCAGAGCUCACCUCCUUCAAAGACAUCCAGUAUCUAAAGGAUUCUUUAGCAUUGGGCAAGUCAGAGGAUGAGGCACUGAAGAAUUUCAAAGUAAAGUUUAACGAAGCUCUGCGAGAGAGCUGGAAGACCAAGGUCAACUGGAUGAUGCACUCCUUGGCCAAAGAUAACAGACCGUGAAGAACACUGAACGCCUGAGGACCAGCCAAAAAAAUAGUGGAUUUUAACUCAUGGAGAUAAAAGGGAAGAAAACACAAUUAAAUAUUUUACUUUAUUGAUAGCAUUCAAAGACACUCAGCAAAUGUUUACAUCUGACUGGCCUAACGACUAAGUGGAGGCAUAUAAAGACAAUGAGAUAAUCAUGAAGCAUCAUUUCAGCACACAGAUGUUUUCACAGUGAGGGGAACCGCCACACUUACUCUUUCUCCCAUCAAACAAUGGAAUGUCUUGGAGACAUAUCAAGACAGACAAUAAACAUGUGCUUUUGAUUUGUUGAAAUCGCUACUUGAAAACCACCUGCUUGUGUGAAAGGCAUCAUGAAUCACUGAAACAGAAGCAGAGACUGAAAGUUCACCUCACCGACUGCAUUACUCAGCAGGGAGCAAACGGUAAACAGUGAUAAUGAUUUGUGAUGACUUUAGAUGAUACCUUUCAGUCACAGAGUACAAUAACAGGGCGGCAGUUUCACCUCAAGUAUUUUGUAUGGUUUGACGGCUGUGUCAUUUCCUCUCAUUCCAACUGCCUCUUUGCAAUUGUGUCUUACUUUUUUAUUUUAUUGUAUUUUAUUUAAUUUGGUAACUUUGAAGUACUUGUACAAAAUCAUGAAGGAUAUUUUAAAAAAGAUGUUGUGUUUUACUGCUGUAUUACUUAUUGAUGUGUAAUAUUGCCUUGAAGUACAGUAUGUUGCCUUUGGAGUGCCAGUAGACAGGAAGCAUUGUAACAUUUACAAUUUAUUGUAAGAUGAGAAAAUAACUUUGAAUGGGACCUUUAUUUUUGAUAACAUACCUGUGUGCCAGGAUGUGUUACCCAGCAGACCCUCACUAAACAGCAACUACACAUUAAAGGAAUAGUUUGACAUUUUGGUAAAUAUGCUUAUUUGCUUUUUUGCUGAGAGUUAUAUGAGAAGUUACCACUCUUGUUUGUUACCACUGUUAUGUUUGUCUGUUAAAUGUGAAGCUAGAGCCAGCAGUCGCUUAGCUUAGUUUAGCUUAGCACAAAGACUGGAAACAGGUCAAAACUGCUCAACUGGGUCUGUCUGAAAGAAACAAAAUCUGCCCCCUAGCACUUCUAAAAAUGACGAUGUGUUAGUUUGCAAGCUUUAGAGGUUCUGGUGGGCAUAAUAGUGGACAUAAUAGUUUCUGCCUUUGCACAGAGCCAGUCUAUCUAUUUCCCCCUGAUUCUGGUAAUUAGGCUAAGCUAAGCUAACCGUCUCCUGGCUACAGCGAGUAGAAUAGAUUUUCUCAUCUAAUUCUUCUCAAGAGAAUUGUUCCCAAAAUUUCUAACUAUUCCAUCAGUGACAUGACUGCCAUUAGCAACUGGACAAAGAAAUGAUCUCAGGCGCAAGGCAAAGAUGUUAUAGAUGUUUUUGAAAAUAACAGACAAAAUGUUAAUUAUAUGCUUCAGUGCGACCCAAAUAAGACAAUCUGUGGACUUGUGUAAGCCAUUGACAUGUGGUUGUGUCUCUCAAAAUGUGGUACUAUACACAUGGCCCUUUUGAAAGUGUAAGUCUGGGCUAUGUGUACUUUCUCAUAUGAUGCAGUAUGUGUGCCUGUGUGUGUGUGUUUAUGAGUGUGUGCCUGUGUUAUUUUCUGAAGUUUAAGUUAUGCAUUGUAAUUUCCAUUGUGUUUUUUUUUUUUAACUAAUGUGCCAGAUGCCAUGAAAGAGAUUUCAUGCUUACAGUGUCAGACACCUCUGUACUUUGACAUAUCUAAUGCUGAGCAAAGUGGUGUUUUGUCUGGAUGAUUCAAUUUUAUGGUGUGUUCAGAUUACAUGCUGUAUAUCUUGCUGUCAGUCCCACAAGGACCAGCUGAAUGAAAGAGAAUGAUGUGCUGUUCAUAGCCUUUUUAUUUUGCAAGUUAAAAUGAUCUCUACUGUUUGUAUGAGUCUCUGUAUAAUGAUGACUUUUACAGAAGAGCAAGUGUAGCUGUAGAUUUCACAGCAUAAAAUAUCUUAAACUACAGAAAUAGUCACUGUAGAAUAGACAUUAAAUAUGGGUCAUCAAGGUCCCUUAGUGUGGGCUUAGCUAAACACCACUGCUUUAAGCCAAGAGGAGUGAGUCUACUCAGUUUAUGAGCUACUUUUGCUAAUUGUAAAUUAUACUGAUGUUGCCUUUUGAACUGAUUGUAAUUCAUGAAUUAUUUCAAAUGGUACAAAUCCUUUAGGGUUCAGGCCUAAUUUACAUGUGUGCAGCUAAAACAGACAAUUUGUCCUGUUAGCAUUGGUCUGAUCUUGACCCGUCCUUUAUUUGCAUCCUGUUUUCACCUUUGCUUCACUUGCUGUUGGGAGGGAAAGAUACACUCAAUAAACAGUUUGCAAUAGCAGAGCUCA